AUGGUCGGUAGCCUUGAUUGUAUGCACUGGCAAUGGAAAAAUUGUCCCACCGAAUGGGCAGGGCAAUAUACUGGCCAUAAGGGGAAACUGACAAUCAUCUUAGAGGCGGUGGCCUCCUACGAUACUUGGAUUUGGCAUGCCUUCUUCGGACUUCCAGGUUCCCUGAAUGAUAUUAACGUCCUUGGAUGUUCACCGUUGUUCAAUGCUCAAUGCGUUGGUGAAACCCUUGAAGUGAGCUACCAGGUACGUAAUGGGCAUUAUCGUCAAUGUUAUUACCUAGUUGAUGGCAUAUACCCUAAGUGGGGGUCAUUUGUACAAGCAAUCCGAAACCCGAGGUCGCCGCAGACACAACAUUUCACAAGGAUGCAGGAAGCACACAGAAAAGACGUGGAGAGAGCAUUUGGUAUUCUCCAAGCUCGUAGGGCAAUCAUAAGAGGACCAGCUUGUAGGUGGAGUAAGGAGAACCUUCAAUACAUCAUGAUGACGUGCAUUAUCUUGCACAAUAUGAUUGUUGAAGAUGAGCAUGAUGAAGAUGCAGCAGAUCCAUUUGAUCUGGAUGAUAUCCCAACCAGACCAAGGAAAGCAGAGAUAUAUAAGAGACUAGAAAUAGACACCGAUGUUCAUCGCAAUCCGCAACAACUAAAUCAAUUCUUGCGUCGUUAUAGGGAGGUUAGAUAUCCAGUGAUGAAUAAAAACCUCCAAGACGAUCUAGUCGAUCACCUAUAG
Molecule: messenger RNA, 726 nt
Organism: Rosa chinensis
Lineage: Eukaryota; Viridiplantae; Streptophyta; Magnoliopsida; Rosales; Rosaceae
Exons: 1
Coding region: 1-726 (241 amino acids)
Source: RefSeq, a predicted model, not a curated record